Cryptococcus wingfieldii CBS 7118 is the source of this 624-nucleotide messenger RNA. RefSeq lists its product as hypothetical. The record is from RefSeq and is a predicted model, not a curated record. NCBI's taxonomy places the organism in Eukaryota, Fungi, Basidiomycota, Tremellomycetes, Tremellales, Cryptococcaceae. Bases 1 to 624 code for a protein of 207 amino acids. Gene Ontology annotation, biological process: mitophagy. The transcript is spliced from 3 exons. Gene Ontology annotation, molecular function: mitochondrion autophagosome adaptor activity.
AUGACAUCACUCGACCCCUCCCACAACCCCCUCAGCCACAAAGCCCAAGCAGUCUAUGAUCCUGCCCACUCCUCGCCAUUCCCCGACAACCUCCCCCAGCCAUCAAGACAUGGCCACGAUAAGGCCAAGAGAGAGGGAAAGAGAAGAGUGACCAGACAGAUGCCGCCUUUGCCGGAUCUGAGGUUUGAGCAGUCAUACUUGCUCUCGAUCAGGCCUUUCCUCAAACCUUCCCCUAGGACAGAAUCAGGGAGAGAAGACAAGAAGUCUGAGAAGCCUUCGGGGGCUGCGGUAGCUCAGAGUACGGAUCGUGAUGAGGUCUUCCACUGGGGCAGGGAGGUGGACGUGGAUUGGCAGAAGGUUGCUUGGGUCACCAUUCGAGACCAGCUCUUCGCACCUCUGAUCCAGGGCGCCGUCUGGGGCUGGGCCUCGGUACUCCUUGCCGCCACAGGAGUUGCUCUGCGCGCUUCUCUAUACCCUGCAAGUCAUGUUCGACAAGGAAGAGUCGCCGGUGGGCCAGGAGGGCCUAUAAAAAGUGCUGGUGGAGGGGAGGCUGUCGCUGGUGGCUGGUGGAAGAAUUGGGUAGGCAGUUUCUUUGGUGGAGCCGAGACGAAUGCUGUCAUCUAG